Messenger RNA from Urocitellus parryii (Arctic ground squirrel), 951 nucleotides. Its product is annotated as olfactory receptor 11A1-like. Gene Ontology annotation, biological process: G protein-coupled receptor signaling pathway. The record is from RefSeq and is a predicted model, not a curated record. Gene Ontology annotation, cellular component: membrane. Gene Ontology annotation, molecular function: olfactory receptor activity; G protein-coupled receptor activity. NCBI's taxonomy places the organism in Eukaryota, Metazoa, Chordata, Mammalia, Rodentia, Sciuridae.
AUGGUGAUCCCAUCUUGGGAAAACCAGACAGUGAUAGUAGAAUUUGUGCUCCGAGGAUUCUCUUCCAUCCUACACCUAAAUAUUUCCCUCUUUGUGAUGUUUUUAGUYUUCUACAUCUUAACUCUUUCUGGAAACACCCUCAUUGUCCUGCUAGUUUUGUUCAACCACCCCCUCCACACCCCCAUGUACUUCUUCCUGGUGAACUUGUCCUUUCUGGAGAUCUGGUACACCUCCAACAUCGUCCCCAAGAUGUUGCUGAUUAUCCUAGCCCAACAGAAGACCAUCUCUGUGGCUGGCUGCCUGGCACAGUUCUACUUCUUUGGAUCUUUGGCUGCCACCGAGUGCCUCUUGCUUGCUGUGAUGUCCUAUGACCGCUACCUGGCCAUCUGCCAACCUCUCCGCUACCCCCUCCUCAUGACUGGCCCCCUCUGCCUCAGGUUGGCUGCUGGUUCUUGGCUCUCCUGCUUCCUUCUCACAUCAAUCACCCUGGUCCUGCUGUGUAGACUCACCUUCUGUGGACCUAAUGAAAUCGAUCACUUCUUUUGUGACUUCACCCCUCUGGUCCAUCUUUCCUGCGUGGACGCCUCACUGACUGAGACCAUUGCCUUCGCCACCUCUUCUGCAGUGACUCUGGUCCCAUUUCUCCUCAUCACAGCCUCCUACUCCUGCAUCCUUGCCUCUAUCCUAAGAAUCUCAUCCGGCAUAGGCCGGAGGAAGGCCUUCUCCACCUGCUCUUCCCACAUCAUGGUGGUCACGGUGUUUUAUGGGACACUGAUUGCCACUUACCUCGUACCCUCAGCCAACUCUUCCCCACUCUUGYGCAAGGGGUUCUCUCUGCUUUACACCAUCCUGACACCCAUGUCCAACCCCAUCAUCUACAGCCUGAGGAAUAGAGACAUCCAUGAAGCUCUGAAGAAGUGUUUGAGAAAGAAAUCUGGUUCACUCAGAUGA